AUGGCCUCACAUGUCGAGAUCGUCAUGAAUCCUUGGGAAGCCCAAGCCUUGGAUUACCAUUUUCGAGCCGAAACAUUGCCUCCUACACAAGGGAAGCCAUCCAGUGUUUCUAGAAGUCCUUGGAAGACCAUGCCAGAACCCGUUUUCUAUCCCGGCCUGUAUUCGGCAACGGGCUUUGAUAUUAUGGGCGUAUUGGUAGGCAUUCUUUUCGAAGAUAUCCUGUCCAAGUGGUUACUAACUCAGCCUAAGAUGAGUCUUAGGAAUCGACCAAACCCACAAAUCGAAAUCGAGAAACUCGACUGCUCCGUAGCUCUUGUGCUCUGUGACCUUGAGCAGCCUGACAACCCCAUAGUGUACGCAUCGGAUGCAUUCUGUGACCUCACCGGUUAUUCACAGGCAGAGGUUCUCGGCCAAAAUUGCCGAUUCCUUCAAAAGCCGCAUCCUAGCUCAUGGGGCGAGUCUAAGAGCAAGCCCAAGCACGACAAGCCGGCAGCCUCAAAAAUGCGGCACGCACUUCAAGCUGGACGGGAGAUCCAGCUACAAGUCUUAAACUAUCGAAAAGAUGGUCACCAAUUUAACAAUCUCGUCAGUAUUAUACCCGUGGCGUUAAAUGGUUCUGGCUACCGCUAUGCCGUUGGGCUGCUCGGUGAAGUUUCAUAG
Molecule: messenger RNA, 660 nt
Organism: Metarhizium acridum CQMa 102
Lineage: Eukaryota; Fungi; Ascomycota; Sordariomycetes; Hypocreales; Clavicipitaceae
Cellular component (GO): nucleus
Source: RefSeq, a predicted model, not a curated record